AGCCAGCAGCGACUCAUUCAAAGCUCUGACUUCGUUGCGUGAACACAGGUCUGCCUGUUCCUAUACAAUAACUUCUGUGGAUUACGCGAGUUUGCAUCGAGAAUCAAGAGACUGCGAGACAUGGUGCUAGAGAUGGAAAUGUCCAAGACUUAUCAGUACCGCAAGGUGAUGAAGCCCAUGCUGGAGAGGAAGCGUCGGGCGCGUAUCAACAAGUGCCUGGACGAGCUGAAGGACAUCAUGGUGGAGUGCCUCACACAGGAGGGCGAGCAUAUCACACGGCUGGAGAAGGCCGACAUCCUCGAGCUGACCGUGGAGCACAUGAAGAAACUGCGAGCCCAGAAGCAGCUGCGUCUGUCCAGUGUUGCCGCCGGUGGAGGAGUCUCAGCUGGAGCCGAUCCCAAGCUGAGCAUUGCCGAGAGCUUCCGCGCUGGCUAUGUUCAUGCAGCCAACGAGGUCUCCAAGACGCUGGCCGCUGUGCCCGGAGUGAGUGUGGAUUUGGGCACUCAGCUGAUGAGCCACCUGGGCCAUCGCCUCAACUACCUGCAAGUGGUGGUGCCAUCGCUGCCCAUUGGAGUGCCUCUUCAAGCUCAAGCUGAGGAUCAAACCAUGGUCACACCGCCGCCUUCGGAAUGCGGCAGCCUGGAGAGCGGUGCCUGCAGUCCGGCGCCCAGCGAGGCCAGCUCUACAUCCGGACCUAUGUGGCGUCCCUGGUGAAAGGUGCUAUCGGUCCGAACUGGACCUGGAACUGAAUUGCCUUCGAGCGGAAGGCUUCUACAAAACGCCACCCCGUCCCGUGAAGGGGGUCAUCUUCAAAGAGGUGCUGGAACCGUCACACCUUGGAGCUAGAGCUUGGCUGUUGGCCGGGAUUGGUUCCCCCCAGCAGCCUGGACUGUGCUCUCUAGCAGAGCCUUCAAUUCCGGCUAUAGAGAGUGCUCAAGCUGCUUAAAGAAAAUGCAAAACUGAAAACUGAAAUCAAAAUAAGAAAUAAAAAAUCUUUAAAAAUCAAAA
Drosophila kikkawai is the source of this 1008-nucleotide messenger RNA. It is a transcript of the gene E(spl)mbeta-HLH, whose product is annotated as Enhancer of split mbeta, helix-loop-helix. NCBI's taxonomy places the organism in Eukaryota, Metazoa, Arthropoda, Insecta, Diptera, Drosophilidae. Gene Ontology annotation, biological process: anterior/posterior pattern specification; regulation of transcription by RNA polymerase II; regulation of neurogenesis. Gene Ontology annotation, cellular component: nucleus. Gene Ontology annotation, molecular function: DNA-binding transcription factor activity, RNA polymerase II-specific; RNA polymerase II cis-regulatory region sequence-specific DNA binding; protein dimerization activity. The record is from RefSeq and is a predicted model, not a curated record.